Molecule: messenger RNA, 2061 nt
Organism: Arxiozyma heterogenica
Lineage: Eukaryota; Fungi; Ascomycota; Saccharomycetes; Saccharomycetales; Saccharomycetaceae
Gene: ECM3
Product: putative ATPase ECM3
Exons: 1
Coding region: 1-2061 (686 amino acids)
Biological process (GO): transmembrane transport
Cellular component (GO): membrane
Source: RefSeq, a predicted model, not a curated record
AUGCAUAUUACAUUAGGUCAGGCCAUUUGGGCUUCAGUGAAGCCAAUUAUUAAAAUUUAUUUAAUUAUUGGGACAGGGUUUUUCCUGGCUCGAAUGAAUAUUUUAACUGCAGAAGCAACAAGAACAAUUAGUGAUAUCGUCUUAACAAUUCUUUUGCCAUGUCUUUCAUUUAAUAAAAUUGUGGCCAAUAUUGAAGAUAAUGAUAUUAAAAACGUGGGGAUUAUAUGUUUGAGUUCCGUAUUAAUCUUUGCCACAGGUUUGUUUUUUGCUUGGGUAAUUAGAAAAGUUAUGCCUGUACCAAAACAAUGGUCCGGUGGGAUUUUAGCAGGUGGGAUGUUUCCAAAUAUUAGUGAUUUACCAAUUGCUUACAUUCAAACCAUGGACCAAGGUUUUAUUUUUACUCCACAAGAAGGUAAUAAAGGGGUUGCUAAUGUUAUUAUCUUCUUGGCCAUGUUUUUGAUUUGUGUCUUUAAUUUAGGUGGGUUUAGACUAAUUGAAAAUGAUUUUAAAUAUAAUGAUGAGGAGAAUGCAGUCCAUGAGGAUGAAUAUUCAAAUGAUGAUAAUGAUGAUAAUAAUAAUGAUAGUAAUCAGGACGAUUCGUUGAACCAACAUAGUUCUUUAUCAGACUCGAUAUCAGAUGAAAAGAACGGGAAUAGUAUUGAGAGCGACAAUUCAGAAAAGGAAAAUAAUGUAUUGAGGCAAAGAAAUUCAAAUUCUGCGUCUGACUCGCUUCAAAAUAGUGAAUCUUUAGAAUCUUCACUGGAUGACAACGAAAUGCAGGCAAUCCCACAACCAUAUCGUAGAAAUGAGAAGCAGGAUGCUACUGAUAAUAAUAAUAAUGGCAGUAAUAGAAACAGAUUAAACGAAAAUGACAGUAACAAUGAAAAUACAUCUUUACAUGAUCAAGUAUCAAUACAAAAUUCUCUUUUGACUACAGAAUCCUUACCUGCAUCUUCUAUAUGUACUCAUAGUUCUAUUGAUAGUGACGAAUAUUCAACAACUUAUGAUGUUAGAGAUAAUAUUGACAGAACUCGAUCCCAACCUAUUGCAUUAACCUCGAAAGGACCAGAAAAUAGAAGAAAUAGGAACUUUCAUCAUCAACGUUUUCAUAAGCAGAACAGAAAUAGAAAUAUCGCCACAGGUUAUCAAUCCUAUGAAAAUACUAUAAACAACCUGGAUCGUGUUGUAUCUUUGAGAUCUAUUGAAAGUCGUGACUUACCGCCACAAACAAUGCAAGAUAUUAUUCGUGAAUAUUCUAAUGUUGAUCAAUUUGGUAGACCUAGAAGAUCUUCAUUGGUAUCUGAUGCAUCUAGUAUUCAUUCGUCAUUCUCUCAUCAAUCUACAUUGGAAAGAAUUAAAUCAUCCAAUUUGACUAAAAUGUUGACAUCAGAUGCUACGGUCAGUAAAAAAGAUAUAGAAGAAUCAGGUUCUUCCCUACCUAAAUGGCUAAGAAAAUUUCCAUUGGUUUCAUUAAUUGUAUUUUUCAUGAAAAACUGUUUAAGACCAUGUUCUAUGGCAGUUAUUAUUGCUUUGAUUAUUGCAUUUAUUCCAUGGGUUAAAGCAUUGUUUGUCACUACACCAACUACUCCUCAUAUUAGACAAGCACCAGAUGAACAACCUGCAUUAAGUUUCUUGAUGGAUUACACCAGUUAUGUGGGUGCGGCAUCAGUGCCAUUUGGUUUGCUUUUGUUAGGUGCCACUUUAGGUCGGUUGAAAAUCGGGACUCUAUACCCGGGUUUUUGGAAAUCAGCAUGCUUAUUAGUCAUUUUGAGACAAUGUGUCAUGCCAAUCUUUGGUGUUUUGUGGUGUGACCGUUUAGUAAAAGCAGGAUGGCUUAACUGGACAGAUGAUAAAAUGCUUCUUUUUGUUAUAGCGAUUACCUGGAAUCUACCCACAAUGACUACUUUGAUUUAUUUCACUGCAUCAUAUACACCAGUGGAUACUACAAAUCCAAUUCAAAUGGAAUGUGUUUCAUUCUUUUUAAUGUUACAAUAUCCACUGAUGGUGGUUAGUUUACCAUUUUUAGUUUCAUAUUUCUUGAAAGUUCAAAUGAAAUUAUAG